Messenger RNA from Rotaria socialis, 360 nucleotides. Lineage: Eukaryota; Metazoa; Rotifera; Eurotatoria; Philodinida; Philodinidae. The record is from the annotation of a GenBank genome assembly.
AUGUCAACAGAACCAAUUAAUGCCAAUGAAUAUUAUUACAUAAUGGAAAAUGGAACAAACGAACAGAUAGUACAAUUCUAUCGAGAAUUAGAUGCUCGGCUUAUUUAUUUAAAACAAAAAGAACAAUAUGCAUUCUUGAAAGAUAAAGAAGCAGACGAGUAUGAAUGGGUGCAAGACGUUAAACCAGAUUUAUUUAAUCGUUACAGACGCGCACGUGAUGCUAUAGAUGCAGUAGCAAAUCAUGUUAUGUUAAAUUACAAAAAUAAAACCAAUGUUUUUUAUUUGUCAAGUGCACCUGUUGUUUCAUUACUCAAACCUAUACUUCAGUAUUUCAUUGAACAUUUAAUUAUGCUGACAUAA